Megalopta genalis is the source of this 569-nucleotide messenger RNA. The record is from RefSeq and is a predicted model, not a curated record. Lineage: Eukaryota; Metazoa; Arthropoda; Insecta; Hymenoptera; Halictidae.
AUGUGGCGAGUGGUGGUCGCGCGGUCCGACGAGAACAGCACCCUGCUGUCCUCGGAGAUCGCCUCGGGCCCCGUGGGCGCCGGCCACGUACCCAGCCUGCCGGGGCCGCCCUCCGGCCACCACUGGGGCUACCCGCCGCCGCCGCAUCCCUCUUAUCAGCCGCAGCAUCCCGACAUGCGGCACCAUCACGACAUGAGGCCGCCGCCCCACGAGCUUCGCCAUACCGCCGGCCCGGACCCGAGGGCCCAGGAGAUCAGGCACGACUCGCUGAGGCCCGACCUCAGGCCCGAUCUCAGGCACCCGGACCUCAGGCACCCGGACAUGCAGAGGCACCAGGAGCUGCACAGAGCCGAGAUGCAGAGGCACCAGGACAUCAGGCAUCAGGAGAUGACGGCCAUGAGGCAGGACAUCGCUGCCGAGAUGAGGCCCGGGCACGAGUUCGAUCUCAAGAUCGACCAACAACAACAGUCGUCGCAGCAGAGCCAAGCGCAUCAGCAGAGGAACCUGAAGAGGGCCAUGAGCGACUCCGACUGCGACGACGUCUUCUCGGAAGAGAGCGGCAAAGAACC